This is a messenger RNA of Euleptes europaea (tarantolino), 381 nucleotides long. Its product is annotated as cytochrome b-c1 complex subunit 7. Gene Ontology annotation, biological process: mitochondrial electron transport, ubiquinol to cytochrome c. The transcript has 4 exons. The record is from RefSeq and is a predicted model, not a curated record. The coding region runs from base 40 to 375 and encodes 111 amino acids. NCBI's taxonomy places the organism in Eukaryota, Metazoa, Chordata, Lepidosauria, Squamata, Sphaerodactylidae.
ACCCGAAAGGCAUCGCGCGCUUGUUUCGCCGAGGUCAAGAUGGCGGCGAGGGCGCCUGCUUCAGCCGGUGGGCGUCUGCUUGAAGGUCUUCGCAAAUGGUAUUACAAUGCUGCUGGAUUCAAUAAGUUAGGUCUCAUGAGAGAUGACACCAUGUACGAGGACGAAGAUGUGAAGGAAGCACUGAAGAGGCUUCCCGAAGAUGUGUACUAUGCGAGAUUAUUUCGCAUCAAAAGAGCAUUAGACUUGAGCAUGAGGCAACAAAUUCUUCCCAAAGAACAGUGGGUAAAAUACGAAGAGGACAAAUAUUAUCUGGAGCCAUACCUGAAAGAAGUCAUUCGAGAAAGAAUCGAAAAGGAGGAGUGGGAGAAGAAGUAACUGGUU